UAGUUAAUUAGAUUGCCUGAAAGGGGUCAAGGGUCAUAAUGGGACCACCACCAGUUGUGACAGGAGUCUCUCCAAAAUUUGGAACGCCGCUAACAAAGAUCACAAUUCGUGGAGAAAACCUUGGAACUAGUAAAGCUGAUCUGAUUGGUGUGUUAAUAUGUAAUAAAGAUUGCACACUUACCUCCGAAUGGCAGUCAAAUUCAAAAAUAGUUUGUCGUACUGGUAGCGGUUUCGGUAAAGGAGACAUCAUUGUGUUCACAAAGUCUGGAGGAAAAGGAUCAUCCACUGUAGGGUUUACUGGUCUGCCACCUAAAAAAGUCGGCCCGCUGGAAAAAUCUGCAGUAUGGGUGGAUGAGAGCGAAUAUGUGGACCAACGUCUCGAUAGAAAUCAGAAGCAAACUGCUUUGUCAUUGAGAAGUGACCCAUUGGGGCUUAAUUCUGAUGAUUCUGUAUCCAGGGCACCAAGUAAUAUGAAUCUGCCAGAAAUGUACCCAAAUGGAAGCCCCGAUCCAACUGAUGAAAAUUUUGUGCCGGCUUGGUUCCUUAUUGAGCGACAUUUUACAACAUCGUUUAAAGAGUUAAAAGAAGGUCAUACAUACAUGAAACGGCGAGCGAAUAAAAAUACAAACAAUGCUCCACUGAAUCACGUCAAGGACAGUUUACCGGUAUUUUUUGAAGUGCAAGAGAUGUUGUCAUCAAUUCACCAGAGGAUGAUUAAAGAUGAGGCUGGAAGAAACAAUGAAAACAUCACUGCUAAUCUUGAGAGUCUGUUAGCAGAGGCAAGUGAAAAAGCUGGUUUGUUAUUCACCACUGUACUAAACAGUAAAGACCGAGCUGACUCGAUUCGUAACACUCUUGGAGUUCUCCAACGAUUCAAGUUCUUGUUCUAUCUUCCAUUGAAUAUUCAACGUAAUAUUGAGAAGGGAGAUUACGGCGUCGUCAUCAAUGAUUAUGAAAAAGCAAAAUCACUUUUUGCUGAAACCGACGUCAGUGUGUUCAAACGUAUCUACGCCGAAGUGGAAGACAGGAUUGCUAAAUUUCGUGUGAAACUCCGCAACGAAUUGGUCGAAUUGCCUCUUCCGUUAUAUCGCCAGAAAAGUUUGAUCCGCUAUCUUCUCGAGCUUCAUGAGCAAGGUGACCCAGCGUGGGAUUGUCUCAAUAAUCAACACGAGUGGGUCCAGGGUCAACUACUCAAAUGCAAAGAUAAGUAUUUGCUAAGAGCAAAUAAGGAACACAAUGCAAGCAGUGGAGAUAGUUCUAAAACAACUGAUGUUCCCAGAGAAUUUUUGGAAGAGUUGGCUCAACUUGCUGUAAGUCAGAUUCCAGAACACUGGCACCUAUGGGAGCAAUAUUCCACUGGUAUUAUACUGAGUGAAACUGGUGAAAAAUCCACCGAUGUUGACAGACUUAAACAAAUGGCAUCAAAACAUAGUAAACAAAUGAAAGGCUUGUUGAGAGAUACAAUAAUUCUUUUUGUUAAUCUACUACGAGCUGCGUUCCUUCCUGCCACCUUGAAUUUUGACGAUGCUGAUGAAGAAGACAUGAAAGAAAGAACUUCUUAUGGAAUCUGGCCUAAUGCUCACAUUCCCGCAAACACUUUGGCAGAAUGUGUGAGAACUGCUAGGAAUGUACUGAGAACUCUCUCACAAUUGAAAUUGGCAGAAAACACUCUACAAUCACUGGAAGAUCUGAUUCACGAUAUGAGGGUGUUGUGUUUGAGUUCUUCCAUGCAAGAAGCCAGCAGUUCGAUUUCCUUGUUGAAACGAGAAGAGAAUUGGCAAGUUGAUAAAACCGGUAUCACAUCUUUACCUCCUGCGUUUGAAAAUCUUGUCAGUAAAUUGAUCGUUACGUUACAAGAAACCCUACAAUCGCAAGGCAAAGAGGAAGGUGUAUUCACACGUGAAGCAGUUCAAUCUCGCGUAUGUGAAUUGACGACAUCACUUUUUACAACUUACGUCUCUUGCAUGGAGCAGCUGGCAUUUAACGAUGCCACUUCAAAUGCCUCUGCCACAAGCACCAAUGUCGAGCCACAAAUUGAGAAGCCGGCACUCGAAAAGAGAAUCAUUAUCGUGUUGAGCAAUCUUCGUUACGCUAAAUUGAAAAUAAUGGCACCGAUGUUACAGUGUUUUCAUGAGCUCUCCUUUCCGAAAAUGCAGCAGACAAAGGAACAAGCAGAAAGUGCAUUUGUAGAUUUGGAUGAAAGGCUUUUUGCAUCAUAUCUGGAACACAGAAUCGAGCCACUCAGUGCAACCCUGGAGCCAGGAAUGUAUUCUGGAUAUUUCAGUUGGACAGAUUGCGUUCGACCUUCAGGGGUUCGACCAUAUAUCAAGACGGCGCUGACAGGGAUAAUUACUAUACAUGCUGAAGUUUACACGAUUUCUCCACAACUUGUAAAGAGAAUUAUACAAGAAACUAUCAAGUCUUUAGCCGAAGAACUCCUUCGCCUUAUUCAAUGUGUUCAAAAGUUCAGUGCUAAUGGUUCUCUACAGGCACGACUGGAGAUUCUUGCUCUACAGCAAUCAACAAUAUUAUACGCAACAGAGCAGUCCAAUAAGACAUUUGAAGAUGCUUGUGCUGUUUUGCCACAACUAGGUAGCGGUGCUGAGAAAAAACUAUUGGAAGAAUUGUUGAAUAGAUUCAAGAGUGGAAUGCUGUUCCAUCUGAAGUGCUUGGAAGCUCCUAUAGAUGUAGAGGAUUAUGAAUGAAAAUAUAUCAUGUAAACCACCUGUAUCUGUGCAAUAAUAUAUUGAGGGUUUCAAGACUGAAGGGCGAAUGUUGAAAUUAUCAAGUUUCGCCCUUUCAAGGAGGAGCCCUCGAAUUGUUAUGUCUGUAAAAUGUUGAUUCUUGCUUUGUUAUCCUACAAUAUAUUAUAUUAUCUGGA
This is a messenger RNA of Styela clava, 2881 nucleotides long. RefSeq names its product exocyst complex component 2-like. Gene Ontology annotation, biological process: exocytosis; Golgi to plasma membrane transport. Gene Ontology annotation, cellular component: exocyst. NCBI's taxonomy places the organism in Eukaryota, Metazoa, Chordata, Ascidiacea, Stolidobranchia, Styelidae. The record is from RefSeq and is a predicted model, not a curated record.